AUGUCAAAAAAAUUAAUACGAAGAAUUUCCACGUCUGUAGGAACCCUAGAAGUUAGGUCUUGGUUAUUCUGUUACGGCAAAAUAGAAGCCGUAACGCAUAUCAAGCAACAAGGAUACGUCUUGGACAAUGUUUCAUCGACAGUAUUGACUGAUGAAAGUUUAACCCCAGGCCGACCUCCUUGUUUAACCCAGAGGACAAUUGGAAAAUUUUUACAGCCACUCACGCGAGAACUUGCCGAAAUACCGCCCAAGCCUACUAUCGAUGAACUGCCGGGUCCGGUGAUAGAGAGAAUGGUGCAGAAAGACAAAGCUUUUUGGGUUGACAAGCCAGGAUCGAAUGCUUACGUUCUCCAUGAUGCUUAUAACAGCUAUGGAAUGACGACUGAAACUGUUAUACCACAUCAUCAAGAUGUAUUUCCUCGUUCGUAUCAAUACGACCUGGAUUGUAUAAAAUAUCGUCGCGAUCAUGCUUGCGAUGGAUUAAAACAAAAACAUAGUAACAAGCCAAUACGUGCUCAAUGCCGAGAUUGUACCAAAUUAAAUGUGCCAGGACUGAGUCCAUUUCAACUGGCCUGGGCAAAAGAUCCAGGGCAAAAGCGGUGGCGCGACUAUCCCGAUGUCGCUGCUAACAUGACGAAAGAAGAAAUACGUUUAUUAAUGACAGAGGUAGGGCGUCCAUUUCAAAACGAAGCUUGCAACUGGUAUUACGAGAAUUAUCCACCUGUUACAUACGAUUGUAUUUUGCGGAAAUUUUCGAAAUAA
Bombyx mandarina (wild silkworm) is the source of this 762-nucleotide messenger RNA. RefSeq lists its product as uncharacterized. The record is from RefSeq and is a predicted model, not a curated record. NCBI's taxonomy places the organism in Eukaryota, Metazoa, Arthropoda, Insecta, Lepidoptera, Bombycidae.